This is a messenger RNA of Odontomachus brunneus, 2467 nucleotides long. RefSeq names its product tRNA (adenine(58)-N(1))-methyltransferase catalytic subunit TRMT61A (gene Trmt61). Gene Ontology annotation, biological process: tRNA methylation. The transcript is spliced from 4 exons. The record is from RefSeq and is a predicted model, not a curated record. Lineage: Eukaryota; Metazoa; Arthropoda; Insecta; Hymenoptera; Formicidae. The coding region runs from base 452 to 1393 and encodes 313 amino acids. Gene Ontology annotation, cellular component: nucleus; tRNA (m1A) methyltransferase complex.
UUAUUGCACCAGUUCAGCAGUGCAGCUGAAAGGAACAGACCAAAUAUUCGAGUAAAAUAAUAAUAUCAUAUAUUAGUAGGCGACAUAUAAUACGUAUUAAAAAUAUUAUUAGUAAAUUAAUUUAUUCAAAUUACAUGUUGUAUUUUUCUUUGCCACUUUGAUGGGACAAAAUACGAAAAUAAAAAUUGCCGCCUAUAUCAAUUUUAACCACGUGUGUGUACAUAUCAGUCGACAGGAAUGAUUACAGUUUUAUGAAAUAAAGGUUGAAAAUAUAAAACAAAAUAAUAAGUAAAUAAAUAAGAUAUGGAAACAUCAUACGCGCAAUAUGUCUUAGUAAUAUCAAAAUAUUCGAUUAAAAGUUGACAAAACCAAAUAAACGACAAUUUGGUUUUAUGUAUAGAUAAAUAUUAAAGAUAAGUAAAAUAAAAUUCAAUAUUCACACGUGAAAAAAAUGAGUUUCAAUAAAAGCAAGGAAAUUAUCGAAGAAGGAGACGUUGUUAUCUUAUAUUUGAAACCAAACAAUAUGCACUCGCUAGAAGUAAAGGCGAAAAUAUUGAACAAGAAGGGUGAGAUAAUCGACAAUGUAUUUCAAACUGUAUACGGUGCACUGAAGGUCUUCUCACUUGUUGGACAAAGAUAUGGAUCAAAAGUGGAACUAUCUCGAGGCUGGGCAUAUGUGUUGCAACCAACACCAGAGCUUUGGACACUGACGCUGCCACAUAGAACACAAAUUAUUUAUAGUCCAGAUAUUAGUCUCAUUAUAUAUUUAAUGGAACUUAAACCAGGAAGUAUAGUUAUUGAAACAGGAACAGGCAGUGGUUCUUUAUCUCAUUCGUUGAUUCGAACAAUACGCCCAAGUGGUCAUUUGUAUACUUUUGAUUUUCACGAACAACGUGUUUCUCUUGCUAGCGUGGAGUUUGAUAAACAUGGUCUAUGUGAUUAUGUGACUGUAAAGGAGAAGGAUGUUUGUUUGGAAGGAUUUGGAGAAGAACUAAGGCACAAAGUUGAUGCAGUCUUUCUGGAUCUUCCACAUCCAUGGUUAGCUAUAGAACAUGCUAUUGUUGCUUUAAAAAAGACAGGUGGAAAACUCUGUUUCUUUUCUCCUUGCAUUGAGCAAGUUCAACGUACUUGUACAAAACUUGCACUUGAGGGAUUUGUAGAAUUAAAUACAUACGAAUGUUUACAAAGAGAAGUUAAUGUUCACUAUAAAUCUUUACCGGUCCUGGAUUUGGAGUGCUUGAAAUACAAGCAUUCGAAUGAGGACAUGGCACAGAAAAACGAAAAAGAAAGACAAGAAGAAAAGCUCCUUACAGUUACUCAUUCUCACUCGUUACCUGGUCACACGGGUUUCAUUACGAUCGCCACUCUACCCCCUAAUUAUGUACGCAAAUAAAAAAAAAUAUUAAAUUAAACGGCGUAAAAAUUUUGAUCAAUGUGAAGUGAACGAUGGCUAACGUAUGGAACUGCGACAUGCGCGAUACGAUGCUGUGUGACACUGAUUAAGUAGAAUUCACGGAGUAAUUUCAAGCGAAUGACACAGGAAAAAACAAACAGUAGAAUGUAAGUAAUAAGCGAAUUAACCGAUCACAUUACUUGGAAUGUUAUCAUUAAAUAACAUUACUUAGAAGACUAUUAUGUUGAGAUUCUCGAUUGUGAUUGAUCAAUUCGUUUACUGCUGAAAUUUUUGUAUGCUAUGAUCUAUACUGCCACACUAAAUGGAGAUUCUGCGAUUUUUGAACCUCAGUUUCUCAGACAAUUUCCUUAUGGUUUGUUCCACUAAAGUAUCUUUUUCUUUCCAAGCAUUAUUGCGGCGUGAGAUUUUAGGAGAUACAAUCCUUGUUAUCUGCACAACAAAUAUACAGAAAAUGUUACAAUAUAGAGUGAGAAUUAGAAUGUUAGAAAAAACAUCUGAAUUCUAUGAAUUCCACGAGUUUCCCACAAUAUUAUAUAUGCUUGGAAUAUUUCAUAGUAUUGAAUAAUUUUAACUGAACUAAAUACGAAAAACUAAAUACUCAUACAUUUUAGACAUUUUAUGUGUCUGGCUUGCUUGGACUCCAACUGAGGUAAUCAUCCCGAGUUGCUGCUUGGUAUUCCUUUACUAAAUACUCUACGACCUCUCGCGAAUUGUCCAGCUCGUCAAGAUUGUCUUCAAACAUUUUCUCUUUGCGAAAUUGUUCCAAGAAUGCUUCACGUUUACGUAGUUUAUCAUAUUGUUGUAAAGCUCUGUCAAACAGCUGAAACGUUUUAUCACAUUUAGUUUUAUAUAUCGUAUUUUAAUAUCAAAUCUUUAUAAUUGGAUAAAUAAUAGUUAAGUAAUCGAUACUUGCCGAUGAUAUGUUAGUGUGAUUGGCUAACAUUAAACCAGACACACGAUGCGUGCUUUGUAUAUAAGGCGAUUUCCUUGAAAGAGCUACUUGGAUACUAGCUGGACCCCAAGGAAUAAACUGUGCGAGUUUUCGCUCUCUAA